AUGGCCGAGCAAAGUGUUUCGUUUCUGCCUGGGAUGCACUGCAUGUGCAAUCAUCCUCAGCACGCGUGGGUGCCAGGCAUCAUUGACAGCUUUGACGGCAAGCACGUGUCUGUGAGCACCAUGACCCCUGCGAAGGAACAGGUGUCAAAACUUCUUCCGGAUGACGUAUUUGUGUGCGAAAAAAACGUCGUGGACGAAGACGUUCACGAUCUUUUGAAUCUUUCCGUGCUGCAUGAAGGAACGCUUUUGAACUGUCUAAAGAGCCGCUACUUUCGUGACGUGGUGUAUACAAACAUUGGAGCGAUUAUAUUGGCACUCAAUCCCUUUAACUUCAACAUUCCAUGGUACAUGGAGAACAAGAUGUCGGAUUACCUUGCGGAGGGCGAAACCAUCCAACACAAUAUUCCCCACUCAUGGGUGGUGGCACACUCGACAUACUACGAAAUGCGGCGUGAUGGUGGGAAUCAAUCCGUUCUUGUUUCAGGGGAGUCGGGUGCGGGAAAGACGGAGGCAGCAAAGAUUGUCAUGAAAUAUCUCGCCGCCGUCAGUGCGCUUAGCUGCACCGAGGAGGAAAAAAAGACCGGGGAGUUUGUUGGACUACGCAUGUUUCAAUCUAACCCCAUUCUGGAGGCGUUUGGGAACGCCAAGACAGUGCGCAAUGACAACAGCUCUCGCUUUGGGAAACUUAUGCGCAUUAAGUUUAACCGAAAGGGAUUGUUGACAGGGGCAGAUGUGACAAAGUAUUUACUGGAGAAAUCACGCAUUGUAACUUCAGCCCCGAAUGAACGAGUUUACCACGCCUUUUAUCUUAUUCUGCAAGGUCGGGAUAGGGAGCGGUACGGUCUUGCCGAGCUCUCACGGUACCGUAACGUUAUUGCCGGAAAGGCACCCACUAUUGAGAACGUGGACGACGCAGAGGAAUACGAUUCCGUGAACAAGGCGAUGGAAAUUUGUGGCAUUUCUCAAGCGAACGUGGACUCGGUGUGGCGUUGCGUAGGGGCCGUGAUGUCGCUACUCAAUGCGGAGUUUAUUGCCACAAGUACCGACACAUGUGCGAUUGAUUCAAAGACAAAUCAUUACAUUGCGAAUGGUUGUCGCCUACUCUCCAUCUCUGAAGAGGAGCUAAAGAAGGAGUUAACGACGACCACGCUCAUACUACGUGAGGGACCGGUACCUACCACACUCACAAAAGCUAAGGCAGAUGACGCUAGGGAUUCACUAUGCAAAGCCCUCUACGAUAAUCUUUUUGACUUUCUUGUGAACGCCAUUAACAAAACAAUAGACACGGAAGACUACACAAGUUGGGUGGCGUUGCUAGAUAUAUUUGGAUUUGAAGACUUUAAAGUAAACUCCUUUGAGCAGCUGUGUAUCAAUCUUACGAAUGAAACGCUGCAGAGGCACUACAAUUAUUUUAUUUUUUCGCGGGAUAUGGAUGAGUGUCGUCAGGAGGGAAUUGAUGUGACGGCAGUUGUCUUCCCUGAUAAUAGUGAAUGCGUGGAAUUGAUUGGGGGCAAGGGUGGUAUUCUUUCGAUACUGGACGAAGACUGCCUCUUGGCGAAGGCAACGGAUAACAGCUUUCUUGAUAAGGUAACUAACGCGUUUGCCGGCAAAUGUCGUUUUUUUGAGAGACCACGUUUGGCCAAGGCGCCUUGUUUUCGGAUUGUACAUUACGCAGGGACGGUGACUUAUGAGGUGGAUGGCUUUAUUGAAAAAAACCGUGACACCCUUAAGGAUAGCUUUAAAAUACUGCUCAAUACCAGUGGGGAUGCUCUGGUUCAAACUUUAUUUCCCAUGCCAAACCCAGAAAGUCGAGUGCGUUAUACUGUCGGUGGUUUCUUUCGAAAUCAAAUGAAGGAACUUAUGGUGGUGAUAAACGCCACAAAUCCACAUUGGAUCCGUUGCAUCAAACCCCACCCUGCAAAGAAACCAUUACAUUUUGACGGUGUGCAAACAUUAGCGCAACUACGUAGCUGUGGUGUGCUUGGUACUGUGCAGAUUCGCAAGGCAGGGUAUCCCAUUCGUAUUCCACAUGUUGAGUUUGCAAGGAAAAACAAAGUUCUGGUACUCUCUGAGGCGCUGGACUUUAGCGACGCCUUGGGGGUGGCGCACGCUGUUUUGAAAAGCGUUGGAUUUGACUCCCGAAAGGCACAAAUAGGGAAGUCGCGUGUCUUCCUCAAGUCCGAUGCAUAUCAGCAACUGGAGGUCGUGAAGAAGCAGCGUCUGCAGGUGUUUUUGAGAGUGGCAGUGGGUGGCGCUUUGGUCUCUUUGGCACGAAUGCGCACCGCGGCUUUGCUUCGCCGUCGCUCCACGGAGAUUGUUGAGGUCUUCCUCCUGUGGCGGAACAGCCAACAAAUUUAUCGCAAGAAGGAAUACAGUUUUCGUAGGGAAGAAAUUAUUUCGAAUAUUUUUCAACUAUUAAAGUUGCAGAAAAAUGAAAUGGAGGCGAGAAAUGCUUUUGUGGAGGAACGCGAGAACUUCUACAAUGAUAUUACGGCCAAGCGCAGUCGGCUUUUGGAGGAAUUAUACGAGCAGUGGCUUGCCGAGAAACCGCACCAUGACGCUAUGGCACUGGAGGCUUUCAUUGCGGCUGAAGAAUGUUCUCGCAAGGAGAUGAUUUCUGACGCAUUGAAUGAAUUACGUCAAACACUUGUGCUUCUUGAGGAAGACUACGAUGCCUCAAGGAGGCGUGAAGAGAAACGUCUGGCUACGGAAUUCGCAUUGGAGGCGGCGGCGCAACGAGAGGCGCAGAGACGUGAGGCAGAAAAUGCUCGUCUAGAGGAGGAGAGACGCAAGGAGGAGGAACGUUGCCUUGCCAUUGCAUACUGGGAUGAAAGAAAGAAGUCAAUGGAGCAACAGGUGGCACGACGUGAAGCGGAACUGAAACGCUUGCGUGAAGGUGUUUUUGAUGCCAUGACGUCGUUGAAUAUUUCCCUGGCGCUUAAAAAACAGGAGCCUGUGCUCCAGGCACGACAGCGGGCUGAGUAUCCAACAGCACAAUUUCGCUCCUGUGGUGUUGAUCUGCUACGGGAUCCCAGCUUGGGCUUGUGUGGAUUGCAAGAUGGCGUUACAGCAUCACCCUUCAGCAGUGCCUAUAACAAUGUCAAGAAGGCUCCGCUUCGCAGCUGCUCUCGACGGGAGAAUAUCACUAACGAAGAUAAAUUCAAACAAAUGGAUUCAUUUAGUGAGAAGGUACGACUGGGAAAAGAACGUGUUUGCCCCGGUCGUACCGGAUCACUGGAUAUUGUGCGUCGCCUUCGCCAUCUUCAGGCAAUGGGUGAAAAAUCGUUUGUCACCAAACCUGGCGACCUGGAAGAUUCAUUGGAUCCAUAUAGUCCGAAUUGGAAGCCACCCAUAGACGGCGUUGUGAGGUUUCCAGACGGUUUCUCCUGCAAUUUGAGAGAAGCCGCGUUGAACGGAAUAUCAAAUCAAAAAUCCGAGCGAUGUGACGGCACCAGUGGGCGUGGUCGCUACAUAUCGCAAAGUACGAUGGACUUUGGUUUUUGA
Molecule: messenger RNA, 3504 nt
Organism: Trypanosoma cruzi
Lineage: Eukaryota; Euglenozoa; Kinetoplastea; Trypanosomatida; Trypanosomatidae
Product: myosin heavy chain, putative
Exons: 1
Coding region: 1-3504 (1167 amino acids)
Biological process (GO): vesicle transport along actin filament; actin filament organization
Cellular component (GO): cytoplasm; actin cytoskeleton; myosin complex
Molecular function (GO): actin filament binding; ATP binding; microfilament motor activity
Source: RefSeq, a predicted model, not a curated record